CUCCCCUUCGCCGUCGCGCCUCCUCCUCCCGCACCUCCGCCUCGAGAUGCUCGCGGGCCCCGCCGCGCUCCACCUCCUCCUCCCGGCGCCGCCGCCGCACCGCCGCCACCUCGCAUUCGCGCUCCCGCAGCACCCCGCGCCGCCGCUCCACGCCCGCGCCGCGUGCUCGCGCCGCGCGCGGAGGAGGGCGCCGCCGCAGAGGCAUGGGGUCGCCAGGGCCUCCGCCGCGGUCGCGGAGGAGGCGAGCAGCUCCGGCCCGGCCAAGUUCUCCGUGAGGAUCCCCGUCGGCGACCGCGAGAUACUGGUGGAGACGGGCCACAUCGGGAGGCAAGCGAGCGCUUCUGUAAUGGUCACUGAUGGUGAAACAAUUCUCUACUGUUCUGUUUGUCUGUCCGAUACUCCAAAUGAUCCUUCAGACUUUUUCCCUUUAUCGGUUCACUAUCAAGAGCGCCUUUCAGCUGCUGGAAGAACUAGUGGUGGUUUCUUCAAACGAGAAGGCAAGGCAAAAGACCAUGAGGUUUUAGUAUGCAGAUUGAUAGACAGGCCCCUGCGACCUACUAUGCCCAAGGGUUUCUACUAUGAAACUCAGAUUCUAUCCUGGGUCUUCAGUUACGAUGGCAUUCACUCUCCGGAUUGCUUGGCUAUCACAGCUGCUGGUAUAGCCGUGGCUCUCUCUGAAAUUCCAAAUAAACAAACAAUUGCUGGAGUAAGAAUUGGCCUGAUUAACGGCCAGUUUGUUAUUAACCCAACUACUGAACAAAUGGAGAAUUCAGAGUUGGAUUUGAUGAUGGCUGGAACUGAUAGUGCCAUAUUGAUGAUUGAGGGCUACUGUGAUUUUCUGACUGAGGAGAAGCUGCUUGAAGCUGUGGAAGCUGGGCAGGUUGCAAUUCGAGAAAUCUGCAAAGCAAUUGAUGUUCUUGUCCAGAGCUGUGGAAAGAAGAAGAUGGUUGAUGCUAUCAACUUACCGCCUCCUGAACUCUACAGGCAUGUUGAAGAUAUUUCUGGAGAUGAGUUGGUGAAGGCAUUACAAAUAAAAGAAAAGAUUCCCAGAAGGAAAGCUCUUUCAGCAUUGGAGGAUAAAGUUAUAACUAUACUUUCUGAACAAGGGUAUGUUUCCAAAGAUAGCUCAUUAGGAGUCACUGAAAGUUUGGAUGAUAUUGUUGAGGAUGAAGAUGAGGAUGAAGUUAUAGUGGAUGGAGAAGUAGAUGAAGGUGAUGUGCACAUCAAGCCGGUUUCAAGGAAGCCCCCUCGUCAGCUAUUUGCAGAAGUUGAUGUCAAGCUAGUCUUCAAGGAAGUUUCAUCUAAAUAUUUACGACGGCGCAUUGUAGAGGGCGGAAAGCGAAGCGAUGGCCGGAGCCCUUGGGAACUUCGACCCAUUAAUUCUCAAUGUGGGUUGCUUCCACGAGCACAUGGUAGUGCUCUGUUCACGAGGGGGGAAACACAGUCACUGGCUGUGGUGACUUUAGGUGGCUAUCAAAUGGCACAGCGAAUUGACAACCUUGUGGACACUGAGGAAUCGAAGAGCUUCUAUCUUCAGUACUCAUUUCCUCCAUCAUGUGUUGGUGAAGUUGGUCGAAUUGGAGCACCUAGUAGGAGAGAGAUUGGACAUGGGAUGCUUGCAGAAAGGGCACUGGAGCAAAUUUUACCUCCAGAAGAGGAUUUUCCUUACACUAUUCGUGUCGAGAGUACUAUCACUGAAAGUAAUGGCUCAUCCAGCAUGGCUUCUGUUUGUGGAGGUUGUUUAGCACUUCAAGAUGCUGGGGUUCCUAUAAAGUUUCCUGUUGCUGGAAUAGCAAUGGGCUUGGUUCUUGAUACACAAGAGUUUGGUGGAGAUGGCAGCCCACUUAUACUUUCUGAUAUUACUGGAGCUGAAGAUGCCUCUGGUGACAUGGAUCUGAAGGUUGCUGGUAAUGAAAGUGGUAUAACUGCAUUCCAGAUGGACAUCAAGGUGGUGGGCAUAACUCUACCUGUGAUGGAACAAGCACUCCUUCAGGCUAGGGAUGGUCGACAGCAUAUUCUGAAUGAAAUGUCAAAAUCUUCGCCUCCACCAUCAAAAGCACUAUCUCGACAUGCUCCCUUAAUUCAUGUCAUGAAGGUCAAACCUAACAAGGUGAAUUUAAUAAUUGGUUCUGGUGGAAAGACAAUAAAAAGCAUAAUUGAGGAGACUGGAGUAGAUGCUAUUGAUACCGGAGAUGAUGGCACGGUAAAAAUUACGGCAAGGGACUUAUCAAGCUUAGAGAAGUCAAAAACUAUAAUAGCUAACCUUACCAUGGUUCCAAAAGUUGGAGAAAUUUAUAGGAAUUGUGAGAUCAAAUCAAUAGCUCCGUAUGGUGCCUUUGUUGAAAUUGCUCCAGGGCGGGAGGGUCUAUGUCAUAUCAGUGAGUUAAGUUCGGGCUGGUUGGCCAAGGCUGAGGAUGCUUUUAAAGUCGGUGAUCGCAUAGACGUCAAGCUUAUUGAGAUAAAUGACAAGGGUCAACUUCGACUAAGUUCUCGAGCUUUGCUUCCUGAUGCGGAUUCAGAAUCCAACAGCAAGCAGCAAUCAAGUGGUUCAACAAAAGAAAAGGCGCCGCAGAAAGAUGAUCUUAUCAAGAUGACAACAAGGAGACCCAAACGUAAGAAGCAGUCUGAGCCGUCUGGAGCUGAAAAUGCCACAACAAAGACUCUUGAAAAGAGUGCCGCUGCUCCAGCUACUUCACAAGGCAGUGAAACCGCAACUUAGCAUCACCAACAACUUAGCACUUUAAUCCGAUGAUUGCUUCACAUGACUGGCCGAGUUAAAAGGAUCCAUACACCAAGUGACCUAUAUGAUGGUCGUAAGGCAGGCAGUCCAUAACAAGAGUUCAGACAGAAGUCGAGAUCGGAUCAUACAGAAGAAUUGACUGAUGCUGACGACAAGCAGAGUGUGCAGAGUUUGUGAAAUACCUUUCUAGUAUGUGGUAGGCGCAGCUUCAUCAUGCAGUAGUUUAGAAUGUGCUGCACAACGCCAUGAUUUUUGUGGUGACCAAGGCUGUAGUUUCUUAGAAGCGGGAUCUACACGAGUACACGAUGCGGCAACAAGUAGCCCAUUGCUCUUUACAUAUUAGUUCCCCAAAAAAUUUAGCACACUAGGGAGUUAAGAGAAAUUGUUAUUGCUGAACUUCAAAUUUUGUUCACAAUGUGCUGCUUUUUACUGAGUUGUGAACUGUGGGCUGAAAA
Panicum hallii is the source of this 3195-nucleotide messenger RNA. RefSeq names its product probable polyribonucleotide nucleotidyltransferase 1, chloroplastic. Gene Ontology annotation, biological process: mitochondrial RNA 3'-end processing; mitochondrial mRNA catabolic process. Gene Ontology annotation, cellular component: chloroplast stroma; cytosol; mitochondrion. NCBI's taxonomy places the organism in Eukaryota, Viridiplantae, Streptophyta, Magnoliopsida, Poales, Poaceae. The record is from RefSeq and is a predicted model, not a curated record. Bases 47 to 2719 code for a protein of 890 amino acids. The transcript is spliced from 24 exons. Gene Ontology annotation, molecular function: polyribonucleotide nucleotidyltransferase activity; RNA binding; 3'-5'-RNA exonuclease activity.